AUAUCGUGCUUUACAACUCAUAUCACCUCUGGUCAGACAGACGGUGCUCACAAGCACCUUGGAACUCUGUCAGUAACAGGUGAGACAGACAGCAUCUAUUGACCUGUUGCCUUAUAGGAUAGACCUACACAGAUUAAGGAUUUACUAUACAGAAUAAGAAUUGAUACCGAAUGGAAUUUGAAAAACAAAAUGAAGUUUGGAUUGAUUCAGAUUAUGAGGAAGAGGAAACAGGUGAUUCCUCUGAUCGGCUGCAUGGUAUUGUCUACUGCUGGAGCCAUCUUUGCCUCCCUCUACUUCCUAUUUACAAAGAAUGAUGUCAUUUUAAAUAAAAGUAGAAACCCUGAACCCUGGGAGGGAGUGGACUCAUCUAAACCACAGAAGCUGGUCACUAUCAACCAGAAGCGGAGGCCGAUUGAAGAACUGGAACAGGUGAAGAGCAUGACCAAGUGAUCUCGCAAGUGCGGGCUCUCUUUCUCUCUCUCUCGCUCUCUCUCUCCACCCUCUCCCUUUCCCCUCCCCCUCCAUCCUGAUUGGGAGCCCACCAAGUUGCCUGCGUCCCCUUCCAUCAGUCGAGCGGAAUCAUUUCUACACAGACUAGAUUCUCUGAUCCUGCAGUACAUUUGUACUGCACUAUAGCUGACUAUAAGUGUGACCAAAGCUAUUUGUUUGUGAAACAUAAUGUAUGUGUGAGGGUGAAAUAAGUUAUUGCAAUUGAAAAUGGGCAUGGCUCGUGUUAUUAAUGAUUAAUGAGGAGUGUGUGCCUGUGUGAUCCAAUCUAAAGCAAUGGCUGUAGGAUGACAAUGCCACCAUCAGAAAAAUUGCUUUAAUAAAACAAAGGUGGUCCUUCCAGCUAAAUAUAUUGUACUAUAAUAAUGCACUGAUAGUUCCUUCAGAAAGUAUUCAUACCCCUUGACUUAAGCAACAUUUUGUUGUGUUACAGCCUGAAUUAAAAUGUAAA
Molecule: messenger RNA, 958 nt
Organism: Salvelinus sp. IW2-2015
Lineage: Eukaryota; Metazoa; Chordata; Actinopteri; Salmoniformes; Salmonidae
Product: normal mucosa of esophagus-specific gene 1 protein
Source: RefSeq, a predicted model, not a curated record